Molecule: messenger RNA, 1412 nt
Organism: Eruca vesicaria subsp. sativa (arugula)
Lineage: Eukaryota; Viridiplantae; Streptophyta; Magnoliopsida; Brassicales; Brassicaceae
Source: the annotation of a GenBank genome assembly
AUGGCAGAUGUGACUGUAGUUUCCUCGAGCAUUGUUCAACCUGAACACAUCAACCAAUCGGUUCCAGAAAAGAUCCAUCUAACUCCAUUUGAUCUCAAUCUUCUACACAUAGAUUAUACUCAAAGAGGUCUCCUCUUCCCCAAACCCGACCCUAAAACCCGUUUCAUAUCACGCCUAAAAUCCUCUCUUUCUUCUGCUCUAGAUGUUUACUUCCCACUCGCUGGUCGUCUUGUCAAAGUCCACCAUCAAGAAGACAAGACUGUGUCGUUUCACAUUAAUUGCAACGGCUCUGGUGCAAGAUUUAUGCACGCCAUAGCUGAGUCUGUCUUGGUACGUGAUCUUCUUCAACCUGAUGGCUCAGUUCCAAGUUUUUUAAAGCUUUUCUUCCCCAUGAACGGUGUCAAAAGCAUCAACGGUGUCACCGAACCCUUACUUGCUAUUCAAGUCACUGAGAUUAAGGAUGGCGUCUUCAUUAGUUUCUCUUACAACCACAUGGUCGCUGAUGGGUUUUCGAUCUGGAACUUCUUUAGGACAUGGUCCAAGAUUUGCAAGAAUGGUCAGAAGGAGAAUCUUGAUCGUCCUAUCGUCCUCAAAGGAUGGUUCCUAGACGGUAUAAAAUUUCCGGUCCAUGUUCCCGUUACAGAGACAGAGAUAAAGACGGCUUCAUCGAGUGGUGAAACGUUGACAAAAGAGAGAGUGUUUCACUUCACAAAGGAAAACAUUUCAGAUCUCAAAGCUAAAGUCAACGGUGAAACUGUCUUAAGUGACCAUAAAGUCUCGUCUCUUCAAGCGGUCUCGGCGCUUAUGUGGCGAUCAAUCAUUAGAAACACUGGUCUAAACCGAGAAGAAGAGGUGCGUUGUAUUAUAGCUGUGGAUUUGAGGCAAAGGCUAAACCCUCCGCUUGAAAAAGAGUGUUUCGGGCAUGUGAUCUAUAACGCAAUAGCUAAAACCACAGUGGGAGAGUUGCAAGAUCAUGGCCUGGGGUGGACUGCUUUGAAAAUAGGUAACAUGUUGAGAUCGCUGACGAAUGAAGACUAUAGAAAUUUUGCACAAGAUUGGGUUAGAGAUGUAAAGAUCCCAAAAUAUGGUGGUGGAAGUAGAAUGGGUGGUGAUACUAUAAUUGUCUCUGGCUCUCCUCGGUUUGAAGUGUAUGAUAAUGAUUUUGGUUGGGGUAGACCGGUCGCAGCUAGAGCUGGACCGGGGAAUAGUAUAAGUGGCAGGCUCGUGCUUUUUCGAGGGAUCGAAGAUGGAAGUAUUGAUGUUCAUGCGACCUUGUCUUCUGAUCUACUUGCGAGUUUAUUGGCUGAUGUUGAACUUUUGGAGAAUGUGACCAUUACAUGAUUGUUUGGUCGAGAAAUAAAACGUCUAUUGCCAAAAUUUAAGGUACUUGUAAGUUGUAAUUCUGUGGUCAA